AUGUUCUCAGCAGCAUCUCCAAGUGCGCCCAGUUCAAAGCAACAAUGCAGUGCUGCCCUGCUGAGCAAGCUUGCCAAAGUGCUUCCCAAGGGCCAGAAGUUCACCAUCAACCACCUCUCUACUCCGCCCACUCGCACUGAUGCUCUGCACUCAGCUCCUCCUGAUGCGCGUCCCGAUCGAACAUACCGAGAAUCCCACUUCCUGGCCGUCAGCGUAGAUGCGACUGCAAGACUGGCUUCCUCGAGCUCGCCCUCGUCGCCAGUGACCCCCAAAGCCGCCCACGACUCCAAUUCAACAAGUAGACAGGUCUUGGUCCUCGGCCUCGAGAUCUACAUUUUCACAACAGCCUGGGCCAGCACUUUCUUCGUAUCCAAAGCCGAUUCGACUGGCUACCUGAGCCUCCUCAAUCUGCCGAAGGGAACACCCUCUCCGAUCCGCGAAAUCAGCUCUGCCUUCAUAUCGUACCUUGUCGAGCAACGUCGUCGCAACAAUGUCCAGACCAUUGUCAGCCUUUUCGCGAGGGCUCAGAACCAAUACCUGUUUCCCGGGAGCGUGGAAAACAGCGACAAGCACGUCCUGGACGACCGAGGCUUGGUCAGAUGGUGGUGUCGCGUCCUCAAUUCCCUGAUCGAAACACAAAAUACGCACGAGGACAACAUCUUCCGCCCUUCGAACAAGACAGGUAAUUGGGAAGAUAUCAAGGCCUACCUGGUUGUUCCCGGUCUCGAUGCCUACGAUCUGCGAGCCUUCCUGCCCCGAACACCUGCAACAUCUUCCAACUGGGUUCUCGGUCAUCCCUUGGAACGUAUCUCGCACUUCGCCAGGGAGUACGAUUGGGUACCGCCCAGGUGUCUGGUGCCCAAGUUCCCCGACGAUCCAAAAUCUCGCUUCCGCGAUGAGCUCGAUCUCGAGGCCUCCAAGUCGGCGCAAUACGAAGAGAAGGGACUCUGGCGAAGCGCUACAACCAUGGACCAGUUCUGGGAAAUGAUGGCGUUCCGACAAGAGUGCUCAAGCGGGCACAUGACAGGAUUCAUUUGGGUUGUUCUUGAACCAUAUGGUUGGGCCGAGCAGAAUACAAUCGCGGCUAUGUCGCCUUCCAACUCUUUGGUCACACCAAGUACUUCAUUCGAUGGCUCACAAGUAACACAGCCAUCCACUCCCCCAAGGAGGCGAGACGUGCUUUUGAGUUCGACACCAAAGACAAGCCCCUUGAAAUCAGCAAUGACCCCGGGCUCCACGCAGCAAACCCCCACAAAGCAAAGCCCUUCCAAGAGCAAAGGCGAGACGAAGCCGAAGAAGUCUGUUCUGAAAGGGCCAAUUAUCUCUCGUCCGCCGCGCGUCAAAAGGCAUGCGCGCAACUACGUGCCGGACAUACCCGUCUCGACUUCAUAUUACUACUGGCCUCCAGAGGGGCGAGGAACCCGGAUUGCUGCUGAAGCCGAUUACAAGAGAGCGGUGGACUUACUCACCAAGCUGGACUUUGAGACCCUGGAGCUGGCCAGUGCAAGCACUAGGAGAUGGAUCAGUGAGGUCGGCGGCGGUCAGAAGUGGGCCAUGGAGGUUGUUGGCCGGCGGCCCUUCACCUCCGCCCCGAGUGUCACGGCAUCAACUGCGAUCAACAACAUGGCCAACCUAGUGCGCAAAAAGGGACAGACAGCUGCAGGCAGUGGGGGUGUACCGGGAUCAGCCUCUGCGGCUCCGGCUCAGGCCGAGGUCACCAUGCUUACAGCGAGGAAGAAGGCCAAGAAAGAUACAACGCCACCACCAACAUCAGGUGAGGAUGCUGAUGCCUCUUCUGUCAAUCUCCUUGUUCCACGAAAGAAGCGCAAGGAUUCGGGCUCCGAAGAUUCGGCCAAGGUAGGCGGCGGUGCGGAAGCGACAGCGGUCAACGCCGCGAGCGUGACAAGUGAAACGCCAGCUGUGAAUACCCUAGGUGGCGGUUUAGUGCGAAAGAAGCCCAAGACGGCUUAA
Messenger RNA from Diaporthe amygdali, 1971 nucleotides. RefSeq lists its product as uncharacterized. The record is from RefSeq and is a predicted model, not a curated record. Lineage: Eukaryota; Fungi; Ascomycota; Sordariomycetes; Diaporthales; Diaporthaceae. Gene Ontology annotation, molecular function: histone H3K56 acetyltransferase activity. Gene Ontology annotation, cellular component: nucleus. Bases 1 to 1971 code for a protein of 656 amino acids. Gene Ontology annotation, biological process: DNA damage response. The transcript has a single exon.